GAAAAUUUUCUCAUAAAGAUGAAAAUAGCCUUCUCGAUAUUUUUAUUGCAGCCGAUGAAAUUCAAUUAGCUGAAAUUAAACAAAAAGCUGAAAAACGCUUGCUUGAAACUGAAUCAGCUUGGAAAUUUCCCAAAGACUUCAUUACAAUAUGUAAAUAUGAUAUUUUCGCUGAUUUAUAUCAAAUUGCAUUAGAACUUGUAUGUAGAAAUCCAAAAAUUAUUUUUGAAUCAGAAGAUUUCUUAAAAAUGGAAGAAAAAGUUCUAAUUAGGCUUUUGAAAUGUGAUGGUCUUAGGUUAGAAGAGAUUGAAAUUUGGAAUUAUUUAAUUAAAUGGGGAAUUGAAAACACAGAAUCUAUUUUAGAUGAUGAUACAACUAAAUGGACGCAAACAGAUUUCAUUGAACUCGAGAAAGUUCUACAUAAUUGUAUUCCUCAUAUUAGAUUUUUCCAAUUAUCAUUUUUUGAGCUUCGAUUUAUUAUAACUAAAUACAAAAAUAUAUUACCAGACAAUCUCGAUGAAAUUCUUCAAUAUUUUUUAGACCCUAAGUAUAAAAAUAAUUUACAAAAAAGAGAAUCAGCAUAUUCUUUUAAUUCUAAACUUAUCGAUGCUAAAGAUGCAGCAUUAAUAGCAAGUUGGAUUGAUAAGAAACAAGGAUUCCCUUAUCGUUUUAAAGAUAUGCCUGUCAAAUUUGAACUUAUUUAUCAAGCAAGUCGUGAAAAUUUUUCUAUUAAUAAGUUUCAUGAGUGUCCAUGUUUUGGUUUCAAAGAUUUAUGGGUAGAAUAUAAUAAAACACAAAGAUCUACUAUCGGUAUAAGUAAGCAACACACUUACGAAUUAGGAAUUAUUGACAAAGAUACUUUUGAAAUAGAAGACUAUGAAGUGUUUCAAAUUACUUAUAAGAAUUGCUCAUUUGGAACAAUAUUUGAUAGAGUUUAUCAUAUCAAUGCUUGUGAUAGCAUUUAG
Racocetra persica is the source of this 962-nucleotide messenger RNA. The record is from the annotation of a GenBank genome assembly. NCBI's taxonomy places the organism in Eukaryota, Fungi, Glomeromycota, Glomeromycetes, Diversisporales, Gigasporaceae.